CGUUUUUAUUUCCUGUGUUAGAUUUGAUAAUCAAAGAUAAAUGAGUUUACAGCGCUUAUUCAAGAAAAUUGAUGAAGAAAAGCAAAAACAUGCUUUAAAAAUGGCUAAUUCCGAGAAGAAAAAUAAGGUGGAAGAAGAGGAUUUUGAAGAUGAACCGCCAAUUCCAGUAGCAAAAGACACUGACGAGAUUUUGGAGUGUACAAAACCAGUUCCUCAGCCUGUGGAAAUUCCGACUCCCUCGGGAAACGUCUGGAAUAAAGCUCCUGUGAAAUUUGCUCCAAAACAAGAAGACAAAGAAAAGAAAUUCGUUCCCUUUUUUCAAUAUGGACCCGAUGGAAAACUCAUCAAUAAUCGAGUCGAGAAAAAUACAGGAAGUAUCAACCUAUCCAGCUUAGAAGAGUUUCCUCGGUUAUCCUAAUUUAUUUUUUUAAUAUCACGAUUAUUCUUAUUUGAA
This is a messenger RNA of Octopus sinensis (East Asian common octopus), 454 nucleotides long. RefSeq lists its product as uncharacterized. Lineage: Eukaryota; Metazoa; Mollusca; Cephalopoda; Octopoda; Octopodidae. The transcript has 3 exons. The record is from RefSeq and is a predicted model, not a curated record. Bases 41 to 418 code for a protein of 125 amino acids.